GUGAGGGAUGUAGGUAUAGUACGAAUAGCCAAGCGGUCCGCGUUUGAUGAGUUUUGGUGUGCGUGUGGCUUUCUCGGUAGAGAAUCGUAUCAGGCCGUUAUUCAUGUAUUCGGCUUCCGGGAAGAGUACUAACGUAAUGUUCACCUUGACUUCACAUGAACCCACAACUAUUGAAUGCCCUGUCUUCAUCAUUUGUGGGUCAGUUGCCAUAUCUAGCUGACGAUAAUCCUCUUCGCAGGGUUCUUCGUGGGCGCGUACGGGAAUUCGAGUAAGCCACGAGCACAGGGGUUCUCCCAUCUUCUGUGUCCCCAUAAGCCCAUCCCCCCACCAGUAUUAUGCCCUCUGAUGCCAAAGAGUGCAAGGCGCACGCCUACUCCACCCGCCGCCGACGACAUGCCCCUCGCCGCGUUUUUCGCUCAAUUUCAAUCCUUCUCAUUCAAUGCCAAUCAGUCCUCAAACAAGAACUUCGAUCGCCUGAUCAAGGUCCUCAAUUUUGGACCCAACGACCCGCAGAGGCGUGCGGCACGGGAGGGAUUUAAAGACGCGCUCGUUCUGGAGUUCAAUGAACGUUUCGGAACUGACGGGAACGAUAUUGCUGCCUGGCAGAAUUUAUGCUGUGUGCUACGAAUCGUUCCUGUUCCAGAUACGAUCCAGGAGUGUCGCCAGCGCGUUUGGGAUACGCAUGUCAACCUUGUAGACCUGGUUGAUACAGCGAGGAAUGGGACGCCUGUAGAGCUGUUUGCAUCCCUGGGGGAACUGACUGCAUAUACUCUCCAGACGAAAAAAUUCUUUCCGAAACACAAUGCGUAUGAAGGCGGGUUACUGAAGGAGUUGCUGAGAGAAAUUAUAAACACGUACCACGGGAAACGCAGGAAUGGGAGCUCGAAGAGAAAAGAAAGGAAGAAGAAACAGAAGGCCGCAAAGGCGGCGGCAGGAGGUGACUGAACGUAUUUAGUAGCCCAGACCAAUGGCUGGGGCUGUCCUCCUUUUGAAUUCGUUUCGCAACAUUCGCUUUUUCUACUACGUUUUCUGUACAUGCAGUAUGACGAUCCAGCGACUUGCAACACUUACCUUGUACAUGGAACUUUUUCCGAGAACGUGUGCACGUU
This is a messenger RNA of Suillus paluster, 1109 nucleotides long. RefSeq lists its product as uncharacterized. The transcript has 5 exons. The record is from RefSeq and is a predicted model, not a curated record. NCBI's taxonomy places the organism in Eukaryota, Fungi, Basidiomycota, Agaricomycetes, Boletales, Suillaceae. Bases 346 to 945 code for a protein of 199 amino acids.